AUGAAUAAUUCUGGGUCGUCACAAUCAGAGCUUGACGAUGAGGAGGAGGAUCAGCCAUAUGCGGAGUUUUGGAUGGGCAGCCACGUGUCUGGACCCUCUUUCAUUGUUUUGGAUGGUUCAGAACAAAGAGUGACCCUUAAAUCUUGGCUUUUGGAGAAUCCUAACGUGCUUGGACCAAAGGUUGUGGAGAAGUGGGGUGGUGAUCUUCCCUUCUUGUUUAAGGUGCUGUCCGUGGACAAGGCCUUGUCUAUACAGGCUCACCCUGAUAAGAAUCUGGCCAGAACAUUGCUUAAGUUGCACCCUGAUGUUUACAAGGAUGGGAAUCACAAACCAGAAAUGGCUCUGGCAGGGACAGAGUUUAAGGUUCUAUGUGGAUUGGUCACUCUUAAGGAGCUUAAGGCCGUGCUUACUGUCCCUGAGGUUGUGGAGCUGGUUGGUGUUGAAAAUGUUAACUUGGUGUUACAAAUCACUGAUGAGGAUGGUGAAGAGAAGGUUAAGGCUAUUUUGCAGUCUCUUUUCACUGACGUCAUGUCAGAAAGUAAAGAGAGUGUAACUGGUGCAGUAGACAAACUGAGAAUCGUCUGCAUAAGGAAAGUCAGGCAGUUGACAGAUAAGGAGCAACUGGUACUGUGGUUGGAAAAGCAAUAUCCAUCUGAUGUUGGUGUCAUAGCAGCCUUCUUUCUUAACCAUGUGAAACUCGCUCCGGACGAAGCCUUAUUCCUUGGAGCAAAUGAACCUCAUGCAUAUAUCUAUGGUGAGUGCAUUGCAUGCAAGGCAACUUCUGACAAUGUUGUAAGAGCUGGCCUCACUCCCAAACACAGAGAUGUCCAGACUCUUUGUUCCAUGCUCACAUACAAACAGGUAAAUGAUAAAGGACAAAAUUUAAAUGAAGUUCCUUAGAUGUUUCAGGUGUUGUUUUCAAAUCGAAUUGGAAUUUCAUCUUGGUUAAUUAUUUGCUCAGUAAAUGUUUGUUUUAAAUGUUAAUAUAAGUUACUAAGGUGAAAUUCCAAAUCUGAUUGGAAAACAACACAAAAAAAUUCAAGGAAGUGCAUCUAAAUUUCAUUCAAUGAUAUGCAAUUUUCUAGGACUAUACUGUUUGCUAUGGUUACACUUCCAUACACACAUAAGAUUCUGAUAUAUAAGAUGUGUCAAAUUUUCUACGGCGACUUGUUAAACCAUGAAUUUCAUCCUUGUACAC
Molecule: messenger RNA, 1198 nt
Organism: Glycine soja
Lineage: Eukaryota; Viridiplantae; Streptophyta; Magnoliopsida; Fabales; Fabaceae
Product: mannose-6-phosphate isomerase 1-like
Exons: 4
Coding region: 1-900 (299 amino acids)
Biological process (GO): carbohydrate metabolic process; GDP-mannose biosynthetic process
Cellular component (GO): cytosol
Molecular function (GO): zinc ion binding; mannose-6-phosphate isomerase activity
Source: RefSeq, a predicted model, not a curated record